Molecule: messenger RNA, 1106 nt
Organism: Triticum dicoccoides
Lineage: Eukaryota; Viridiplantae; Streptophyta; Magnoliopsida; Poales; Poaceae
Product: protein E6-like
Exons: 1
Coding region: 95-850 (251 amino acids)
Source: RefSeq, a predicted model, not a curated record
GGCGCGAACGGAGACCAGACAAACACACACGGCCCGCGCUGCAGCGUUGCCGCCUACCGCCACGGUGCCACCGACGAUCGACCACGACGCUUCCAUGGCUUCCUCUGCUUCCCGCCUCUGCCUUCUCGCCAUCGCGUUCCUCCUCGCCGUCGCCGCACCCCGCGUCGACGCGUGGGGCGGCCGCUUCUUCUUCAGCAAGAUGACGCGCCCCGGGGCAGUCGUCGAGGCCGACAAGGCGGCGGACACGGCCACCGUGGCGACGGAGGGGCUCGACACCAACAGCGCGCCGGCGGCAUUCUCGCGGCCGUCCAGCAACCGCGGCUACGGUCUCUACGGCCGCCCGGAGGAGAACGAGAAGUACCCGCCGGCCUACUUCCGCCGCGGCGUGCACCGCGACGCCGAGAAGCUGACGACCACCAACGUCGUGCCGGAGACAGAGCCGAGGCACGGGGAGGAGGCGGCCGUCCCGGUGCAGGAAGAACAAUCCUCGGGCGAGGAGGAGCCGGCGUUCCCCGCGGACGGCAGCGGCAGGGGGCGGCCGCUGUCGUACAUGCGCCACGGCGGCAAGCACGACCGCGACUACUACGGGAUGAGCGACACGAGGCUGUACCAGAACGGCCGGUACUACUACGACGUGGAGACCGACAAGUACGGGUACGGCUACGAGUCCAACCCGGUGCGGACGGCACGCCCCGAGCCCGAGGACAACGGCUCCGGGUACGGCCGCCCCGGCCGCGAGCGGAGGUACGGCGACGCUGCCGGAGACGAGAACGACAACGACAACGGGGUGGCCGAGAAGCAGAACGACGGCGGCCACCAGGAAAACCAGAACGGGCAGUACAAUCCAUGAGUAAGACGCAUACGAGGGGUUUGUUUUUGCUUGCGACCGUCAGAUACGCUAUGUGGUAGGAGUAUAAUGCUCCUUGCUUGUGUGCUGCAAGCUAGCACGACGUCGUUACUACUUGCUACUUCUACUAUGCUGAAGGAUGAGCUAUCUAGCUGCCGGUGUGGAAUGGUGGUGAAACAUAUUACGUACGGAUGAAUAAUCUGUGUGAGUAAUGCAAUGUCUACUGUUGUUAACAAGUGCUUCUCUACUUCGCUGUUCA